UAUUUUCAUCAGCUUGCAGAGCUUCACAGAUGAACCUGACAUGCUAGAUGUCACUCAGAAAAUCCAAAUUCUGUUUCAAGAUGCUGCGUUUUACUUUUAUGAACUGUACCUAAAUGAGUACGUGGAUCUCUAUGCCUCUGAGGUGCAAAACAAGAUUUUGUUGGCUAAGAGGGAAAUUAGAGCCAAAUACUCCUUUCCUAAAAUGUCAUUAUUACCACUUCCAGCCAAGUUUGUUAGGGGUAUAAUCCCUUGUGUGCUAGAGAAUAUUGGUGGUAUAAUGAAGAUCCAUGAUCCAUGUUCACCUCUAUAUGUUCCCGAAACAGUAGUUGAACGUAUAGAAGAUGUUUCAAAUGAAUUGAAAUUGCAGCAAAAUUUCGUCUCCUUUGUUUCCGAGAGGGUCGUAGAGCCUCAGAGCCAACAUCAUGUUAAUUUCUUCACUCAUGUUUUAGCUGUGUCAGGCCACGCAUCAACGCUUCUCUGGUUGAAUCUACCAGACUUGGCUCCGGAGGAAAUAAAUGUUAUGCUUUCUGAUUUGUUGAGAAUGAAAAUUAAGCCCAUUCAGCGAUGCAUCCGUGAGAUCUAUAUCGAUGUCUUGCGAUCUUUAAAGUCAACAAGACAAUCUGGAUGUUGUAACAACAUCCUAAGUGAGGAUGCACUUGACAGUGAGAGCAGCUUUUUGGAGACCAUCCUCCACAACUUGGUGGAGGUACCAACUAAUAGUAACUCUAGUCAGAGAGUUGCUUUGAAGGAUCACUUGGAGAGCCUUCAAAAGAUGCUCAAACUUUUGAGAGCCAAUAUCUUCCUUGUGCCGAUAAAAGAUCUAGAAUUUAUUCUGGGAGAUAUUGAGAUUGUGGUUAUUGAUGCCGGACUUCUGGUUUACUCGUUACAUGAAAACGGGGAGGAGAAGGAAGACAAGGCACUGGGAGAACUGAACCUAAAAAAAGUUGUUGAUUUUUCGGGCAACAUUCAACGUCUAAGCAUAGAGAUCUACCUCACCAUUCGGAAGGCGUUUCAAUCAAAUUUGCCGAGGAUUCGUGGACUAGGCUAUGUUGAUUGCAUUUUGAACAACCUGAAGGAGGUCCAAACCCGCCACUCAGAUUCACUAUCUUCUGUCAUGGACAAACUUCAAUUAAUUCAGAAGGAAUUUGACAGCUUGCAGCCUUUUGUAGAGGAUGUUGCAGAACAGCAACACAAUGUCCUCCCCGAAAUUCAACACUGUGCUACACAAUUGAUUGGCAAAGCACAUGAGGUAGAAUACAUAGUUGAUGCUUUUAUAGGCAAAGAAGCUCCUGUCUGGUGCCUCGAGCUUUGGCUCUUGCAUAUCGUGGAGGAGCUUACUCUUAUCCGAGCAGAGGUAGCAGAGAUUCGAGAAAAGAAAAUGGAUUUGGAUGCAUUGAACACUGUCCCAGCUCAUACAUCAAAUUUGGCAAGGUCCCCAAUGAUGAAUGAAGAAAUUGUUGGUUUUGAGGAUGUCAUAGAAAAGUUAAGGGACCAACUAACAAAAGGAACCAAAGGGCGAGAUGUCAUCUCAAUUGUCGGUAUGCCAGGUCUAGGCAAGACGACUUUGGCCUACAGACUCUACUCUGACAGGUUAGUUGCUUCUCACUUUGACAUUCGUGCACAGUGUUGUGUGUCUCAAGUAUAUUCACGUAAGGACUUGUUAAUGGCGAUUCUACGUGAUGCUAUCAGUGUGAACUUUGAGUGUAGCGGAAAACAACCUGAUGAAUUAGCUGAUCAGCUUCGUAAAACUUUACUUCCCAAAAGAUAUCUGAUUCUUGUUGAUGAUAUGUGGGAAACUAGAGUGUGGGAUGAUCUAAUAGGUUGUUUCCAAGAUGCCAAUAAUGGAAGUAGAAUCAUUCUAACAACCCGAAAUAUUGAAAUAGCCAAUUACACUAGAUUUCGAAGUGAUCCCCUUCAACUUCGUAUGUUCAACGAGGAUGAAAGUUGGGAGUUACUCCGAAAAAAGUUGUUUUGUGAAGAAAGUUUCUCCCCUCUCCUAAGUAAAAUUGGGAAAGAAGUAGCCAAAAAGUGCGAACACCUGCCUCUUUCAGUUGUUUUGGUUGCUGGUAUUCUGGCUGAGAUGGAGAAGAAAGAAGAAUGUUGGGAACAAUUUGCCAACAAUUUAGGUCCCCACAUUCACAAAGACUCGAGGGCCAUUAUAGAACAAAGUUAUCAGAUUUUACCCUAUCAUCUCAGGUCCUGCUUUCUUUACUUUGGAAGAUUUUUAGAGGAUAGUGUGAUUCCUGUUUCAAAGUUAACACGGCUGUGGAUCUCCGAGGGAUUUGUAAGAAGUUGUAAAGGCAAGAGCUUGGAGGAUAUUGCAGAAGGCUAUUUGGAGAAUCUGAUCGGAAGAAAUCUAGUGAUGGGAACUAAGUGGAAUUGUCGAGGUAAGAUCAAAGCAUGUCGCGUUCAUGACUUAUUGCAUGAUUUCUGCAAGGAGAGAGCAAAGGAAGAGAUGCGUCUCCUAUGGCAAAAAUGGGAUGAAAAUGCCAAUCCUUCUUCACGCUUCUCUAGUGACGUGCAACUAGCUCAUCGGAUGUGCAUUUAUGGUGAAGGGAAUCGUGCUGGAAAUUGGAGCUCGUGCUUGUCACAUGUUGUCUCUAUAAUUUUGCUAAACUAUGGCCUCGACACACACAUUUUCCACGGCUUCAAGUUUCUGAAGGUGUUGGAUUUGGAGCUCACUUAUAUUCUUUCUUUCCCAACUGAUCUAGUUUACUUGAGAUAUUUUGCUGCACAAACUCCGGGAUUGUCGAUUUCAUCAUUCAUAGAGAAUCGUUGGCUCCUUGAAACUCUGAAAUUACGCAAUGAUCGAAAAAAAAUAUCACUACCCAUUACAUUCUUGAAGAUGGCUAAAUUGAGACAUCUGCAUAUUUCCAAUUUUAGCUUCACCAGAGGAUUUGCAGAAAAAAUAACUGAGAACACCGAAGAACUUCAUUAUCUGAAAACUCUUUGCACUCCAUCUUUUUCUUGUGCCCAAGAAGCGGAAUCCAUAUUGAGAAAAACACCUAAUCUUCGGGAACUGAGAUGCGCAGUCGAAUGUGUUGACAACUUUCAGUACUAUGUAUUGAAUUUUCCAGCACAGCUUGAAACACUGAAGAUUCGUCUUUGUUACACACCUGACACUAAAACAAGCCCCUUUUGCAUCUCCGCGCCAAAUCUAAGAAACUUGACACUGAAGGACUUUCUCCUGCAUCCUCAGCACUUACCAAAAAUUGCUUCGCUUCAGAACCUUCAAGUGCUCAAACUGAAAGGCAUUCGCUUUGAUAAGGACUGGGAAGUGAGCGAUGACGAGUUCCCUGAACUCAAAGUCUUGAAACUACAACAGAUAGAUCACUUACGGGAAUGGAUUGUUGCUGAUGAUGCCUUUCCUAAGCUUGAAUGUUUGGUUUUGCGCAAAUGCCACUGUCUUAAGGAGAUCCCUUCUUGGUUCGCGGAGAUCUCUUCUCUAAAGUCCAUUACGGUAGUGGAUUGCCAAAAAUCUGUUGAAGAGUCAGCUAGGGAUAUUUGGAAUACACAAGUUGAAGAGUAUCAGAAUUCAGCCUUCGAGGUGUUCAUCUCCGACAGAAAACCAAAACAGUUCUGGUUCAGAUGAUGGUGAUGGUGAUGAGGACGACGAGGACGAGGAGGAAUAGAAUGAUUAGUAAGUGUUAGAGUUUGUAACCCGAAUUUUGUUGAUCCGGUUCUGAAAAGUUUGCGGUGCGACCCAUGUUUGUGAUUUUUCAUGGGGUAUGUGGUGGUUGCAUAGGGAUGGACCUGUAUGUUUUUUGGCUUAGAAUUUAUUUGUAUGCACGUGUUAUAUAAGUGCGUUUAGUGGGUCGUUUUGGACGUUCAGAAAAUACGUCAUUCUCCUCAUUAUAUUCUCCAUCCAUUAUAGUGAAAUUCCUCUGCCUUCCCCUAUG
Molecule: messenger RNA, 3899 nt
Organism: Capsicum annuum
Lineage: Eukaryota; Viridiplantae; Streptophyta; Magnoliopsida; Solanales; Solanaceae
Product: late blight resistance protein R1-A-like
Biological process (GO): defense response to other organism
Molecular function (GO): ADP binding
Source: RefSeq, a predicted model, not a curated record